CUGCCGCAGGGUCCACCAGCCCGCGCCGCGCGCUCUUUCUCCGACAGCUGCCAGGGAGCCCAGCUCGCCGCUCCGCGUCCUGCCCCGUCUGUCCCCUCGGGUCGCCACCCGCCGUCGCCGCGCCAUGACCACCCAGCAAAUAGUCCUGCAGGGCCCGGGACCCUGGGGCUUCCGCCUCGUGGGGGGCAAGGACUUCGAGCAGCCUCUCGCCAUUUCCCGGGUCACUCCUGGAAGCAAGGCUGCUAUAGGUAAUCUAUGCGUUGGAGAUGUAAUCACAGCCAUCGAUGGGGAAAAUACCAGCAAUAUGACGCACUUGGAAGCUCAGAACAAAAUCAAGGGCUGCACAGACAACAUGACUCUCACAGUAGCCAGAUCUGAACAGAAAAUCUGGUCUCCUCUGGUGACAGAGGAAGGGAAGCGUCACCCAUACAAGAUGAAUUUAGCCUCUGAACCCCAAGAGGCCCUCCACAUAGGAAGUGCCCACAACCGGAGUGCUGUGCCUUUUACUGCCUCACCCGCCUCCAGCUCCGCCCCCAGGAUCAUCACAAACCAGUACAACAACCCAGCUGGCCUCUACUCCUCUGAAAACAUCUCCAGCUUCAACAACGCCUUGGAGUCAAAGACAGCAGCCAGUGGGCAGGAGACGAAUGGCAGAGCCUUAGACCAUUCUCAGCUCCCAAGCGGACUCGUCAUCGACAAAGAAUCUGAAGUUUACAAGAUGCUUCAGGAGAAGCAGGAGUUAAAUGAGCCUCCGAAACAGUCCACUUCGUUCCUGGUUUUGCAGGAAAUCCUGGAGUCUGAGGAGAAAGGAGAUCCCAACAAGCCCUCAGGAUUCAGAAGUGUUAAGGCUCCGGUCACCAAAGUGGCUGCAUCAAUUGGAAAUGCCCAGAAGCUGCCCAUGUGUGACAAAUGUGGCACUGGCAUUGUCGGCGUGUUCGUGAAGCUACGGGAACGUCACCGCCACCCCGAGUGUUACGUGUGCACCGACUGUGGCACCAACCUGAAACAGAAGGGCCAUUUCUUCGUGGAGGAUCAGAUCUACUGUGAAAAGCAUGCCCGGGAGCGGGUCACUCCUCCGGAGGGCUAUGACGUGAUCACGGUGUUCCCCAAAUGAGCGGGCAGCUCUGCGCCCAGAGCUGCUCUCCACGCAGCCUCUGCUGAAUUUUGUCCUCUGAAAGCUCUGGCCUCUCUCUUCUUCCGAGUUCUCACUUAUUUUGGUUUUGUCGCUGCUCAUUCAGCAUCACGUCCCCUUUGCUAAUGACUCACGCUGGCUUUGUGAUGCCUGCUUUUAUAAUAAAUGGAAAAUGGCCUUGUUCGGUGUCCCUUUGCCAGCGUCACUGUGUCUUCUCUUUCCCUUCAUUCAUCUCUGCUGCAAGUGGACAUCAGCCAAAUUCAAACCAAACUGAAUUUAAUAUGUCUGACGAUGAUUUCAUUUUUACUCAAUAAAUUAAUAGACUUAAA
Molecule: messenger RNA, 1461 nt
Organism: Cervus elaphus (red deer)
Lineage: Eukaryota; Metazoa; Chordata; Mammalia; Artiodactyla; Cervidae
Gene: PDLIM1
Product: PDZ and LIM domain 1
Exons: 7
Coding region: 125-1114 (329 amino acids)
Biological process (GO): heart development; muscle structure development; actin cytoskeleton organization
Cellular component (GO): filamentous actin; stress fiber; Z disc
Molecular function (GO): muscle alpha-actinin binding; actin binding
Source: RefSeq, a predicted model, not a curated record